AUGAUUAAGCAAAUCCUGGGCAGGUUACCCAAGAAGCCGGCCAAGUCCGGGGAGAAGGAUUUCGCCGGAGCCGGCUCGUCGUCCCUGUCAAGCCCCACGGCGGAUGCAAGAACCACCACAGAUUUGACCAUGUCUAGUAGGAUUGGCAAUCCGAACAAUUAUGUCACGAAUCCUGGGCAGAGUUACAGCAACAGGAACGCUGGUGUUGGUGCGGGUGCCAGCAAUGGUUUCAUGGCCCCGCCUGUGUAUGAGCCGCUCCCGAGCUUCCGGGAGGUGCCGCCUUCCGAGAAACCUGCCCUGUUCCUCAGGAAGCUCUCCAUGUGUUGCGUGGUCUUCGACUUCUCGGACCCCACCAAGGACGUGAAAGAGAAGGAGGUCAAGAGGCAAACAUUGCUUGAGCUGGUGGAUUAUGUCACCUCUGCCACCGGGAAAUUCCCAGAGUCUGUCGUGCAAGAGGUCGUCAACAUGGUAUCCACAAACUUGUUCCGGGGCCCCAACCCCGCCCCAAAGGAGAACAAGGUAAUCGAGUCAUUUGAUUUGGAGGAGGAAGAGCCUGUCAUGGACCCGGCAUGGCCUCACCUGCAGAUUGUCUUCGAACUGUUCUUAAGAUUUGUUCAGUCUCCAGAGACAGAUGCUAAGAUGGCCAAGAGAUAUGUUGAUCAGGGUUUCAUUCUCAGGCUGCUAGAUCUCUUCGACUCAGAGGAUCCUAGGGAAAGGGAGUAUUUGAAGACAAUACUUCACAGGAUAUAUGGGAAGUUCAUGGUGCACCGUCCAUUCAUCAGGAAGGCAAUUAACAAUAUAUUCUACAGGUUUAUAUUUGAGACAGAAAAGCAUUAUGGGAUUGCAGAGCUGUUAGAGAUUCUGGGCAGUAUAAUCAAUGGUUUUGCUUUGCCUCUCAAGGAAGAGCAUAAAUCGUUUCUAGUCCGCGCGCUGAUUCCACUCCACAAACCAAAAUGUGUUAGCAUGUAUCAUCAGCAACUGUCAUACUGUGUCACUCAGUUCGUUGAGAAAGAUUGCAAGCUUGCUGAUACCGUUAUAAGGGGUCUACUUAAGUAUUGGCCAAUCACAAAUAGCUCAAAGGAGGUGAUGUUUUUGGGUGAGUUAGAGGAAGUAUUGGAAGCUACUCAGUCAGCAGAAUUCCAGAGAUGUAUGGUGCCACUUUUCCGACAGAUUGCCCGCUGUUUAAAUAGCUCUCACUUUCAGGUGGCAGAGAGAGCUCUGUUUCUGUGGAACAACGAUCAUAUUGAGGGUUUAAUCAAACAAAACAGCAAGGUGUUACUGCCCAUAAUCCUUCCUUCGUUAGAACGAAAUACAAAAGGUCAUUGGAAUCAGGCAGUGCAAAGCUUGAGUCUUAAUGUUCGCAAAAUAUUCUUGGACCAUGACCCUGUACUCUUUGAGGGGUGCCUGAAGAAGUUUCAGGACGAUGAAGCUCAAGAAGGUGCGAUGCGAUCAAAACGUGAUGCCACAUGGAAGCGCCUAGAGGAAAUUGCCUCGUCAAAUCCACAAGCAGGGAGGCCACAGGCAAUAGCUCAUCAGCAGAGUUCUUCUACCUAA
Triticum turgidum subsp. durum (durum wheat) is the source of this 1554-nucleotide messenger RNA. NCBI's taxonomy places the organism in Eukaryota, Viridiplantae, Streptophyta, Magnoliopsida, Poales, Poaceae. The record is from the annotation of a GenBank genome assembly.